Molecule: messenger RNA, 1323 nt
Organism: Telopea speciosissima
Lineage: Eukaryota; Viridiplantae; Streptophyta; Magnoliopsida; Proteales; Proteaceae
Product: ethylene-responsive transcription factor ERF061-like
Exons: 1
Coding region: 317-1264 (315 amino acids)
Biological process (GO): regulation of DNA-templated transcription
Molecular function (GO): DNA-binding transcription factor activity; DNA binding
Source: RefSeq, a predicted model, not a curated record
UUCUCUAUUUUCUCUAUAUCUGCCGAUGAUCCACUUAUUUCUUCGGAUCAUUUAGAUUUUUUGGCUGGAAAUUCAGUCCAUUCUUCUUCUUUCUUUCCUUCGUUCCGUCAUAUAAUUCUUUUAAAAUCCGUACCAUUCUCUCAACUAGUUUUCCUUUCCAUUUCCAAUUGUUCUUAGUCUCUCACACUUGAAUUUCAUACUUCCGUUUCUCCAUUAGCAGAACAAGAGGGAUAAUUUUUUAUAGCUCCCUCUGUUUCCUGCACAUUAUUUUCUACUCUCUCCGUGCUCGUAUCCGGCGAGAAAGUCACCGGAAAAUAUGGAAAGAAGCGCAGAUACAGGCACUCCACUGUCUUUCAUGAGUGGCAUCGACAUCCGCUCAUCUCUAUCGGAACUCUUACUCUCGGGUGGAACAAACCCAUUGGACUCAAUCUUCUCUAAUUUCCCGAUUUCAAACGCUGUGACCAGUCAAGCACAAGAGCCAUUAGGUUCCUCUGUCUAUCUUCGCCAGAAGGAGCAGCUGCAAAAGUUCAGCGACGAAAGCAGGGCUAAUGGCGCAAUUGGUCGAACAGCAUUGUCCUUUCCCUUUCCUGAUCCGAGGAUUCAAAAUUGUGCAUUUACAGGUACUAGCCUGUGUUCAUAUAGGAAGAAGCUCUACAGAGGAGUGAGGCAAAGGCACUGGGGCAAAUGGGUUGCAGAGAUUAGACUCCCUCAGAACAGGAUGAGGAUCUGGUUGGGAACACACGAUACUGCCGAAGCAGCGGCGUAUGCCUACGAUCGCGCUGCGUAUAAAAUACGCGGCAAGUACGCUCGUUUGAAUUUCCCUAACCUCAGAGACGACGGGGUUAAGUUUGGAUUUCCAGACUCUGCCAAGCUAAGUGCUUUGAGGUCCUCAGUUGAUGCCAAAAUUCAGGCCAUCUAUCAGAAGCUAAGGAAAAAGAAAUCCAGUAAAGAUGGUGAAGCCCGUGAAAGAAGCAAUCGUGAUGAUGGUGAAGAGGCUGAGAAGAGAAGAAAGAUAGACUCAUCGACUUCGCCAUUGUCGUCUUCAUCGUCAUACGUUCCUGGUGAGAAAUGGUGCGAAGAAAUGUUCUCACCAUCUAAUUCUGAAGAGUAUGUUUCAAGGAGUGUCAAGUCAUCGUCUUUUGUUUCCACGGAUGAUCCUCCAGUGGUUGCAGAGGAGGAGGGCUUGGAAUUUGAAGGUGGUUAUUCUCUUGCGAGGUUGCCCUCGUUUGAUCCAGAAUUGAUCUGGGAAGUUCUAGCUACUUGAUAACAAAAAUAGAGAAGAUCUGUUCUGGGUAAUUUGAGAGUUAUACGUAGUUUUUAAGA